AUGGCCGGGGCCGUUGGAAAGCAGUUCCCCUCCAUCCUGCCGCUGGAGAGGGGAGAAGGGAACCAGUUCAAGCCGAUCGACACCUCCAAACAGCCGCCCAACUGGUUCUACCCCGAGUAUCUGAAGAAUCCUUAUCAGAUUCACCUGAAGGCCUGGCUGGUGGAAGCUAUUUUUGGUCAGGAUGGUAAUCGAAUCCCACACACAGAGUGGGUUUCCCAGACUCUACUCCACGUCAGUCGCUGGGACCCCAAAGGCGAGGCUGAAAUCUUGAUAUUUGGUACACUUGAAUACCAGAAGGAUGUGGACCAGAUGAUCAUGAGCUUGGCUAGCCACCAUCGCAGGCGUUCAAAGAAGACCAAGGGCAGAAAGCAGGGGUCCACCAACAACAACCCCCAAGCCAGGGCCCAGCAGACUCAUGAUGCUACCCAGCAAGAGGCCAACCCGUGCUCCUCUCAAGUCCAAGAAGCAACUGCAGACAACACCGGAGCUGUGGGGAUCCAGGGCACUCAGCCCCAUGCCACCCAGGAUGCCGGGAUCCUGGGUUCCCCAGAGGUGACCCAGCUCUCCCCCAAAGCCGUUGGGGGUAUGAAGAGGCGAUUUUCUGCCCUCACCCCGGAAGCCGACACCCAAUCUUUGCCCAGUACAUUCCAGGAGGCUGAGCCCAUGAAUUAAAUUAACAAAUUCUGAAAGAGUUUCAAAAGGAAGAGACAGGCAAGGGUUAAGAUGCAAGUGUCUACCUGGAGCCUUUACUCUUGGAAACAUAGCUAGGGAGGCUGGUGGGGUGAUGGUGUGGGUUGUUUUGGGUUUGUUUCCUGUAUUAAAGCGCUUGCAAACAUGA
Erinaceus europaeus (western European hedgehog) is the source of this 838-nucleotide messenger RNA. RefSeq names its product KH domain containing 3 like, subcortical maternal complex member (gene KHDC3L). Lineage: Eukaryota; Metazoa; Chordata; Mammalia; Eulipotyphla; Erinaceidae. The record is from RefSeq and is a predicted model, not a curated record. The coding region runs from base 1 to 672 and encodes 223 amino acids. Gene Ontology annotation, cellular component: protein-containing complex; apical cortex. Gene Ontology annotation, molecular function: RNA binding. The transcript has 3 exons.